AUGCUUAAAUCGAUGAAGGCUAUCGAGAGCUUGCUCGAGGCUCUCUCUCAGCUCAAUAACCUCCAACAAGCCCUGAAUAAAUGUCAAAAGAAGAUCAUGAAGGGUUGUAAAGACCUCGCUCAUGUAUUGUCAGAGGAUACAUUGUCGAAAGAGGAGAUUGCUGACAAUGUGUUAAUCAAUACUCUUCUGUGUGCCUCCAACUUUUUUGGAUCUUUCCAUGAAGUCACCAAAACAACUGCCAAGAAUACGGAGAAAGAAUAUAACACCUUGCAAGACGUUGUGACAAAAGCGUUCAAGAAAAUAGUCAAGGAGGAGCGCACACACGACGAACAUCUUGAUGCACUGGAGAGCAAGAUUCAAAAAGCCAACUAUACUUUUGAUAAACAUAGAAAGCCAGCAAAGAAGGGUAUAGGGAUGUCAGGAGGACAUUCAGACUCACAGGAUGGUACUGUCGCAGCGGACCGGUAUUAUGCUUCCAUCUCUUCCCUUGGCCUUGAUGUCACCAAGUCCAAGGCAGCUCACUCCAGCGUUCUGCACUACCGCCGGGAGUCUCUAUGCCGUAUAUUUUGCAAAAGUCUUUUUCAUUUCGCCGAAACUGAGUGGAAAAGAAGCUGUGAAGAAGUAAAGUCUUGCGGAAUGCUAAUCGGUCGGUUUACCAUGUGGGCAAACUUCUGUAAUAGCGAUGGGAUGCCUAAGAAGAUUCCUGUAGGUCAUCAGGAGGAGGAUUCUAUGUCUGUUCGAAGCCUAUCCUUGCACCCAGACUCUUCACGCCUCCAGGGAGAUAACAUUGAGAAGAUGAAGGAGAACAUCGAUUACCCUCGUAGCACUUCCGCUUUCAAACAAUCAAGUCCAGCCGCAAUGUUUCCGCCUGAAAGCCUCAGCUCCUCGACGUACACUACACAAGGACUUGGCUUAGUGAGAUCGUCAUCCAAGACACUGAGGCCAAGACCACAUCCGGGGUCAAUCUCAUCUGGACCACACCUUUCGGCUUCUCUCGGACCAAGCCGUCCUCCCAUGGAGCACGCAAACAUGAAUUUUUACACUCCUCAGCUUCAACAUCAGGUCGAGCAAACCAGUCGAGAAGCACUGAUACAGAAAGAACCUUCUCAUACGCAAGCUAAGAGUGAAGCUAGUCUGGCUACUGUAUCUUCAAAUGCGACUGCGCCCCUAGCGGUUCGCAAAAACUCUCGGAACUCACAAUCCGGCAUGUCACCCAGGCCAGAGGACUAUGAUUUGAAUGUUGGCAACGCAUUCUCUUCUGCGAAUCAAGAUCAGAUAUCAUCACAGCUUCUUCGAAUCUUGAAUCCUGAAGAUUUAUCAAAAUUCGACUUUUUGAGCCGAAUGACACCUGAACAAUUAUCUAAUAUCCUGGCGAAUAAUCGAGCUAUAGAAUCUCAUAGAGCCACUCUUGAACUAUCUCGUUUGAUAGACCGCAAGCCAAUGGGUUCACACUUUGCCGAAUCUGUCGAUCAUGUAGAGUCACCAACACAUUCGGAAUUUCUCGAGAUUCCACACUAUGAGGGUAUUCCUGAGUGUGGAGAGCAAGUUUCUAGAACCUCUUCGAGCGCAAUGCCAACAAGACAAUUUUCUACACAAGAUAAAGCAGGUAUUAAUUAUCCUUCGGCAGCUGUUGUCGGUGAUCAAAUCACACAAAAUGAUGAACCAAAUUCAAGAGAAUCAGAUGCGUCUUCGUUCUUGGACAGGCAGUCUAGCAUCGCGAGUGUCGGUAGUACAAGAAGCAAGGUAUCAGAAAUGAAAUAUCUUUAUUCGAAACAAAAACCAAAAGAUCUGGAUCCAAUAUCAACGACUCAAAUUCCAACUCAGGUCGCUACUGCCAUCGUAGAACAAUCAUCGAGUCAUGGAAGCAGCGUAGCAGCUUUGGCCAGUCGUUUUUCGGCUCUUGCAGACCCAUACAUGCGUCAAUUUGAGACUCAACAACCCACAAACCCAACUAGCACUAGCAGACAAGGCCCUACCUCAACCAUCCCUCAGCGAUCCAAAAAUACCAACCCACGUUUACAUGAGGGAGCUACACAGCCUAUGAUGAGACCGAACCAUAAUCUUCCUACAGGCCAUUUGCCUCUGCUUCCGAACCGAAGUCUUGCACAAUCUAAUCUUCAUCAGUUUCGAAUGAUGGGACAACCAACAAAAUCGCAAGACAAGGAUACAGAAUCCUAA
This is a messenger RNA of Melampsora larici-populina 98AG31, 2178 nucleotides long. RefSeq lists its product as uncharacterized. Bases 1 to 2178 code for a protein of 725 amino acids. Lineage: Eukaryota; Fungi; Basidiomycota; Pucciniomycetes; Pucciniales; Melampsoraceae. The transcript has 3 exons. The record is from RefSeq and is a predicted model, not a curated record.